This is a messenger RNA of Rotaria socialis, 1101 nucleotides long. The record is from the annotation of a GenBank genome assembly. Lineage: Eukaryota; Metazoa; Rotifera; Eurotatoria; Philodinida; Philodinidae.
AUGAACGAACCAUCAUUACGUCGUUUAGAAUUUGAUCGCGAAAAUAUGCUUUAUGAACUUUACAUUUCUUCAAAUGAUUUAUCUUUAAUCGAAUCAAAACGUCAAAAUCAAAGCGAUGAUAUUAGUUGGCUAAUGGCGUUCGGCAGAUAUCUUAAAACCAUACGAAUGAAUUCUCAUCCAAUAUGUUCGAAUCGUGGUCUCUAUGAGUUUAUUAAGCAUCUAUUGAAUGAAAAUCAUCGAAUGAAUAGAGGAUUACUUCUAAUUCUUAAACAAUGCGUUUUUCUCUAUCCAGACAAACUUCUUGAUUUAUCGUUUCAACGACAUUUAAAAUGUGGAUUAUCGACUGUAUUAGAUGCUUAUCUUAAAUAUAAAUAUGUUCGUCUAUUACGGUUAAUUAUAAAUGAUAUCGAUGAAAAUUUCCUAAAUAAAAUCUUUCCAUCAUCAGAAAAUCUUCUUGAAAACUAUCAUCAAUUGGAUCCAUCAAUAAUAAUUAUUCUAGAAAAAAUUGUUUUAGUUCAUUCAGAUUCAAAUCUUCAAUUAUCAAUAAAUCGAAUAUAUAAUAAAACAUUAGUGGAAUAUUUAAAAUCAAAUGAUUUUGACGAUGAUGAAAUUAUUGAUUUAUGUUAUAUUUUAUUUCAAAUAAAUCUGAAUAAAAAUCUUCAUUGUUUAUUCAACAUGUCAAAUAUAUUUAUUGACUUAUUAAACUAUAUUGAUUAUGAUACUGAUACAAUGAUGAAUUGGUUAUUGACACCAGAAACGGAUAUGGGACGUAUUUUUCUUGAACAUCUAGGUGGGCAACGUAUAUUUUCAUGUGCUCAUUGUGAUACACCAUUAACAAAUCGUAACGAAUUAGUUUCAACAAGAUUCACAGGUUCAACUGGCCGAGCUUUUCUAUUUAGCCGAAUUGUUAAUACAAAACAAAGUCUUGUACAAGAACGAAUGAUGUUAACUGGUCGACAUUUCGUUCGUGAUAUCAGCUGUAAAAAAUGUGAUACUAAACUAGGUUGGAUGUAUGAAUUCGCUACUGAAGAUUCACAACGUUAUAAAGAAGGACGAGUCAUUCUUGAACGUGCAUUGAUUAACGAAACUGUUGGAUUUUAG